This is a messenger RNA of Drosophila willistoni, 1172 nucleotides long. RefSeq lists its product as uncharacterized. NCBI's taxonomy places the organism in Eukaryota, Metazoa, Arthropoda, Insecta, Diptera, Drosophilidae. The record is from RefSeq and is a predicted model, not a curated record. Bases 86 to 1024 code for a protein of 312 amino acids. The transcript has a single exon.
UACUUGUCAAAAUAUUUAUGAACUUAACAUUUAUUACAAAAUUUGAAAUAUUUAUUGAGAUAUUAUUUAUGUACUAGCCCCUCAGAUGGAUAAAUCAGAGGAUUUGGAGCUGCUUGACCCCAAAGAUUAUAGCAUAGAUGAGAUCUCUGCCCAAUUUGAGUCCUACAAGAAACGUCGUCUUUUGGAACAAUUAGAGGUGACAAAUAGAUUAAACAAUAACUUUGCUUUAAAUGGAGAACUAGAUGAUUUGCGUGCCAGUAUAGACAAUUUGAGAUUGGGUCUACAGAAAUUGCAAAAUGACCAGCGGCGAUUUGAAUUAGAUGAUCUUAAUGCCAUCACAGAAGUGCCUUUUGCAGCGAGGGAAGAGAGUAAAGAGGAACAAGCGAAUAACUUGGAGGAUUCACUGGUCAUACGAUGUGGUUCAAGGCAAUGCAUCUAUGAUGGCUGCAAUCGUCGUGUCGAUAGUCAACUGCUUCUACUUCAUUAUAUAACUGAUCACAGUGAUGCCAGUGGUGAGCCUAUGAAUGUAGAAGGUUGCCAUGCCAUAAGUCCUGGCCAAAGGAUUACAUUCACAUUUCAACCCAAGCAUUUGCACAUACGUGAUAAUCGAGUAUUGGGUAUAUUAUCCUACAAUGGAGGUGGAUCAGGAGAUGGUGGACAAGAGAUUCAGUUACCAAUUGUUGUUCUCAUCUGCAAAGUAGCUGCCAGUGUCGCUUUGAACAAUAAGAGUCUAGUGGAAUCUCUCAAAGCUCGUGCUAAUAUGAUGGAUCAAGUAUACAUCAUUUGGUUAAUUACACCCCAAAAUAAGCUCAAGUUAAAUGCUUCAUUGAGUUUGUGUGGCCGCAAUCCGGCCCUGACGAUGACUAAAGCAGUCUCUGUGCAUUGGCUCAAUCAUUGUGAGGAAUUAAGCCAUUAUAUGCCUGUGGAUAAGGAGCAUUGGCGUCUGCCAUUUAACGAAAUGCGACACAUUUCAAAUAAUUUUCGUGAUGAAUUGAACUUGGCGAUCAGCCUAACCGAAUCGUAGUAAAUUUUCUUUGUUUAUAUGUGUUAUCACUUACACUGUAAUUAUUUUGUAAAGCCUUGCAUUUGGCCUGUUCGUCGUCGUCGCUUAGCUCCGAGAUGCGUUUAUCCAAUGCCUAAUUGCAAAAAAUAAAGUUUUAGUUAUUAUAUAA